CUGAAGAACCAGAUCAAGCAGUGGGAGGAGCGGUCCACGGAGCUGGGGGAGGAGGUGGCAGAGCUCAGGAAGGAAGUCAAGAGAAAGGAUCACGAGAUACUGCGACUGCAGAGGGAAGUCCACAAGUUAAAGAGUGUUCUGCAGCAGGCAUCAAACUUCUCUGGAGACAUUGAUCUGCUCUCCUCUCUUCAUGGCCAGUCUUCAGGAGCGGCUCACAAGAAGCAAGGAGUUUCAGCUGAGAGUUCUCAGUCUGGCCAGACGGCAACAGACAUCCAGAUACAAAGAUUCGACAAGGACUUCAGGUCCAAACAGAUAAUCAAAGAGGCAAUAAUGGACAAUGACUUCUUGAAAAACCUGGACCUGAGUCAAGUACGGGAGCUGGUGGAGUCUAUGUAUCCCCGAGAGUGUCCCAAGGGAAGUUAUCUCAUCCGAGAGGGAGAAGUUGGGGCACAUCUGUAUGUGUCGGCUGAAGGGGAGUUUGAGGUAGUGAAGGAAGGGAAGGUGUUGGGCCGCAUGGGCCCUGGCAAAGCAUUUGGAGAACUGGCUAUCCUGUACAACUGUACCAGAACUGCUUCCAUCAGAGUGGUGAGAGACUCCAAGGUGUGGGUGUUGGACAGAAGAGUGUUUCAGAGAAUCAUGAUGAGGACUGGGCUGCAAAGACUGGAAGAUAACGUCAACUUUCUACGAAGUGUACCUCUCCUCCACAACCUACCUACUGACGUGUUGGGGAAAAUAUCAGAUGUUCUUGAAGUGGAGUUCUAUCCCACUGGACAUCACAUAGUGAGGCAAGGAGCCAGUGGAGAUACAUUCUUCAUCAUCAGCCAAGGCAGUGUCAAGGUUACUCAGAGAGUUGUUGGGACUUCUGAAGAACAAGACCUCCGCAUUCUACACCGAGGUGACUACUUUGGGGAGCAAGCUCUGUUGAAGGAGGACUGUAGAACUGCUACAGUGAUUGCCUUGGCUCCUGGAGUGGAGUGUUUGACCCUGGACAGAGAGUUAUGUCCUUUUGGGUUUAGAUCGUUCAUCCAACUGAUUGGAGAUCUAAGUGAGCUACAUGAGAAGGAAUAUAGUGAUCUCUGCAGAACUGAACGGCCUCCUAGCAGCAACAGUCUUCCCUCUGAGAUAGAUCAAGAGUUAGAAAAUAUUCAAUUAGAAGACCUAGACAUAGUAGCAACACUGGGGGUCGGAGGGUUUGGUAGAGUGGAGCUUGUACAGUGUAUUCAAAACAAGAACAAAACAUAUGCCUUAAAGUGUCUGAAAAAACAGCACAUAGUCGAAACACACCAGCAAGAACAUGUGUACAGUGAAAAAGAAAUAAUGAUGGCCUGUAGACACCCCCUGAUUUGCAGGUUAUACAAGACAUUCAAAGACAACAAGUACGUGUACAUGCUACUGGAGGCGUGUCUAGGAGGAGAGGUGUGGACUAUUCUACGAGACAGAGGAUGUUUUGACGACUCAUCCGCAUGCUUCAUCGUGGCCUGUGUCAUCGAAGCGCUUGACUAUCUCCACUCCAGAGGCAUCGUCUACCGGGAUCUCAAACCAGAAAAUCUUCUGCUAGACUCCAGAGGAUAUGUUAAACUUGUAGACUUUGGGUUUGCCAAGAGACUUGGUCUUAACAGUGGAAAGACUUGGACAUUCUGUGGCACGCCAGAGUAUGUAGCGCCAGAGAUCAUCCUCAACAAGGGACACGACCGGGCUGUUGACUGCUGGGCUCUGGGUAUACUGAUGCAUGAGCUACUCACUGGCGCACCACCAUUCAGUGGGUCGGACCCAAUGAAGAUCUACAACAUGAUCUUGAAGGGGAUUGACCUGGUGGACUUUCCUCGUCAUGUGACCCGAGCUGCUCAGAUGCUCAUCAAGAAGCUGUGCCGAGACAUGCCAGCAGAGAGACUGGGCUGCCAGAAGGGGGGCCUUGCUGACAUCAAGAAGAACAAAUGGUUCCAAGGUUUUGAUUGGGACGGUCUAAGACACCAAACAUUGUUGCCGCCAAUUGUGCCUCAGGUGAGAAGUCCAGUAGAUACGUCAAAUUUCGACCACUACACCAAAGACACACAAGUUCCUUUCGAUGAAGACUCCAACUGGGAUGCUGACUUCUAAUUUUGUAAAAAAGAUUUUAAUAGUACUCGUACCUUUUACCAUCAAAGAAUUCUACCGAUACGCAUAAUUUAUAAUAUUAUGGAAAGUGUUACCAAUUUAAUUGCUGUCAUUGUUACCACAAUACUUGUUAAAAAUGAUGAACAUACUAAUUAUUUUAUAACAUAGAGACCUAUUUAUUAUAAAGUACUUGAUUUACACAGUAUUAUAAAUAUUAAUUUUAUGUUUGAUGUUAAGUAAGUAAUAUUUGAAAAGGUGCAGUAUUUGCAUCAGUCAAUGAACGGUUAGCAAAGUAAAUUUUAACAAUGCUAUUAAGUUUUAAAUUGAGUGUUGAAGCUGAGCAAAGUCAUUAUUCAAGAGUGAUAACUUUUAUUUUAAAAGCGGGUUUUUUUUUGUAAAGAUACAUUUGUAAGACAUUGU
Messenger RNA from Macrosteles quadrilineatus (aster leafhopper), 2514 nucleotides. Its product is annotated as cGMP-dependent protein kinase, isozyme 1-like. Bases 331 to 2097 code for a protein of 588 amino acids. The record is from RefSeq and is a predicted model, not a curated record. The transcript has 14 exons. Lineage: Eukaryota; Metazoa; Arthropoda; Insecta; Hemiptera; Cicadellidae. Gene Ontology annotation, biological process: protein phosphorylation. Gene Ontology annotation, molecular function: cGMP-dependent protein kinase activity; ATP binding.